Molecule: messenger RNA, 1981 nt
Organism: Cryphonectria parasitica EP155
Lineage: Eukaryota; Fungi; Ascomycota; Sordariomycetes; Diaporthales; Cryphonectriaceae
Exons: 4
Coding region: 1-1647 (548 amino acids)
Biological process (GO): mRNA processing
Cellular component (GO): nucleus; nuclear speck; U2AF complex
Molecular function (GO): pre-mRNA 3'-splice site binding; poly-pyrimidine tract binding
Source: RefSeq, a predicted model, not a curated record
AUGGAUCGAAAAGAUGGAGGCCGCCAUGGCUCUUCCAGGGACUAUGGUUCCUCGAGACGCGACCGUGAUGACCGACGAGAUCGUGACCGCGACCGCCGCCGCCGCUCGCGAUCCCCCUACGACAGCUCUCGCCGGCGUGAUGCCGGUGGCGAGGUAGACUCGUACUCCUCCAGCCGCAACCACCGCGACCGCGAACGCGAGGACCGCUACUCUGGCCGACGCGAGAGAGACUGGGACCGCGACGCACGCGGCGGGAGGCGCGACGGUGGCGGCCGCAGGGAUGACGACCGCCCCCCGCGCCGUGAUCGCGGCGACCUAUUUGACGAUCGCCGCCGAGGCCCCCGUGACGGUGGCGGCCAUUUCGACCGAGAACGUGAACGACGCCGAAGCGAAUCCCCGCCGCCCAAGAAGAGGGAGCCUACACCCGAUCUGACGGAUAUCAUCUCCGUCCUGGAGCGCAAGAGGCGGCUGACGCAGUGGGACAUCAAGCCUCCCGGUUACGAGAACGUCACAGCAGAGCAGGCCAAGCUGUCGGGCAUGUUCCCGCUGCCCGGCGCGCCCAGACAGCAGGCCAUGGACCCCACGAAACUGCAGGCCUUUAUGAAGGAGCCCGGCACCAGUACGGUCAACAACGCCUCCCUGAAACCUACCAACUCACGACAGGCCAAGCGCCUCAUCGUCUCGAAUCUUCCUGCCUCCGCGACCGAGGAGAACGUCCUCGGCUUCUUCAACCUCCAGCUCAACGGCCUCAAUGUCGUGGAGUCUACCGACCCCUGCUCCCUCGCACAGAUGUCCUCCGACCGAACCUUUGCCCUCCUCGAGUUCAAGACUGCCGAGGAUGCCACCGUUGCCCUUGCUCUCGAUGGUCAGUCCAUGGAAGCAGAUGACGUGAGCGAUGCAGCGAAUGGCGCCCCGCAUGGCCUGCAGAUACGCCGACCAAAGGACUACAUCGUCCCCGCUAUCGUCGACGAUCCAAAUUACGAGCCCGGCCGCAUAUCGAACAUUGUGAUUGAUACACCGAACAAGAUCAGUGUGGCCAAUAUCCCUCCAUACUUGACCUCGGAGCAGGUUCUCGAGCUCCUGAACAGCUUCGGGGAGCUGAAGGCAUUCGUCCUGGUGCAGGACCGCGGCACGGAAGAGUCGCGCGGCAUCGCCUUUUGCGAAUACCUUGAUCCAGCCGCGACCGAGGUUGCCAUCAAGGGCCUUGACGGCAUGGAGCUUGGCGACAGGCAUCUGAAGGUCCGCAAGGCCAGCAUAGGGAUCACGCAGAUCGCUAGCGUGGAGAUGGGGGUCAAUGCUAUGUCCAUGCUCGCCGGUACCACGUCCACGGACUCGGAGGUGACCCGCGUGUUGCAGCUGCUCAAUAUGGUGACUCCGGAGGAGCUGAUGGAUCCAGAUGAUUACGAAGAAAUCUGCGAAGAUGUCCGAGACGAGUGUGGCAAGUUUGGUACUAUCCUUGAACUGAAGGUGCCUCGCCCCAGUGGUGGGAGCAAACAGUCUGCAGGUAUUGGCAAAAUCUAUGUCAAAUUCGACAGCCCAGAAUCGGCCACCAAGGCGCUCAAGGCCCUUGCUGGCAGGAAAUUUGCCGACAGGACUGUGGUCACCACAUAUUUCCCAGAGGAGAAUUUCGAGGUGGGCGCAUGGUAGGCCAAAAGCUAGCUACCUUCAUGAUGGCAUUGAGGGCAGACUCUGAUCCUAGCACGGAGAAUGAUGGAUAUCUGAUCACUACUGGAGAGGACUACUGGGGGAGGGGGAUCAAAACAAUCAAAAAGUAUCGUGACCGACAUAGCAACCUGCGAUGGGUAGCGUAGGCCUGGGAAGACUUCGGGGUCAGGUUUGCGCACGAUCAAUAAGACCUUGUGUCAACUCAGACGGGCAUCCUGCCCAGAUAAUGGGAAUGAGUCUGUCCCUGUACAACAAGUAUUAGAUAGGUUUAGCACAGCUGCGGCAAAAUUACGAGAAAUGGCAGUACGGGUUUCAC